GCUGAUCGUUGUUUGAUGAGGACGGGAGACAAGAAAAAACUCAAGGUUAUGCUGACAGACAGAGGUAGAUAUAUACGUAGAGGCUGUAGAGACUGCACUCUCGCCUACGGACCCCUGACCUAUGCAUUCAAUCUCUGCCAUGCCGAUUCUGCUAUCAUCCACUUUGGUGAGUCUAUCACCCCUUCGGAUGUCGUCACUGGUCAAGGGUCUUAGAAUAGCGAUGGGCAUUUUCUCUCCUCUCAUCUCAUUGGCGAGUGGUAUCUGGGCACAAAAUCUUGGCGGACCAAGAUGGCACACUCCGGAAUGGGUACCAGCAGGAUGGAUUCAGGUAGGAUUUGCGGUAAUUGCUUCACAGAGCUUGACUUCGAAGUUCCUUCCAUAUCAAGCGAUAGUGGAACUAUCACCGUGCGUUACAAUCCACCAACGUGGGUGUCAGGCAGCUAGACUAGGGCUCCCAGUGAAGGAACUUAGCCCCCGCAUGGCAGUUCAUGGUAGAGCCGUCGAUCACAAUGUUACCUACUUGACCCCAUGCCCCAAAGCCUAUUUAGGCCUAUUUAGGUCCAUUUGUGCCGAAAUAGUGCAUCCUCUCUAUGUUAAGCGCAUCUUUGGCGUCCGCCUCGUCCGUUGCCGCUAGGAGAUGGAUGAAUUUAAGCUUAUCCGUUCGUGCUGGCGCCUCAAAUCCCAUCAGACUCAGGCUCAAAAGAAGCUAUCGUGUGGCCAGCUGUCAUACGUCCUCCAUCCACCAGGA
This is a messenger RNA of Annulohypoxylon truncatum, 748 nucleotides long. RefSeq lists its product as uncharacterized. Lineage: Eukaryota; Fungi; Ascomycota; Sordariomycetes; Xylariales; Hypoxylaceae. The record is from RefSeq and is a predicted model, not a curated record. The transcript has a single exon. Bases 122 to 634 code for a protein of 170 amino acids.